CUAUACAUCUACCCGUUAUAUAGUAUAGUAAAUCCAUGGCCGUUGAAAUUAUCUCAAAGUGCUCGCCUCUUUCAUUAUAUUUUAAACUUCAGAUUUCAGUUCAUUGUAUUGUUUCAAUAAUUAUUCAUAUUCCGUACAGUAAAACUUUCCUAUUCCUACUUUAUAAUCUGCUGAUUUUUUUUAAAAAUGACAUUGACAUAUAUCAGGUGUCACUUAAUAGCUUGAUAGGAAAUACUAGGUGUUAAUGAAAAUAAAAAUAAAUAAACAUUUAAUGAACAUAAAAGAAUAGUAAUAAUAUCAGCAAAUAAAUACACAACAUAGAAUUGUAACAUUCCAAUUUUGUAAUUGAGCAUGAUCAUGCAAUCUAUAAUGUAAUUAAAUUUACAUCACAAUAAAUAUUCUUAUGUUUUUGUAUAAAAAUGGGAAAAUGUUAAGACAAAAAAGAUUUAAUGAGAUUAAUCAAUGUAAAAUUCGAUAUGCAGGCUAAGAAGCGUUAUAUUUUACUUCUGCUUUCAUGUAGCUUAAUUAUUUAUGGCUACUUCAGUGGAUUUCGUUUAAAAACUGAAUUUGCACAAAAGAGUCGUCGUGAUCAACUUCCUUCAUUUGCAACUCUCGAAGAAUUAUACGAGGCCCCUUCUCGACAAAAAAGAAGCCCUCAUGCCACAGUAAAAUCAUGUCGUAUGGAGACAUGCUUUGAUUUUUCAAAAUGUGGAGAUGACCCUAAAGUAUAUGUUUAUCCUACUGAUGGCCCAGUCAGUGCUACAUAUCGCAAAGUAUUAUCAGUGCUCAGGGAAUCAAGAUAUGCCACACGUGACCCAAAUGAGGCAUGUUUGUUUUUACCAGCCGUGGAUACUUUGGAUGCUGAUCCUUUGUCACCGGAACAUAUACCUGAUGUAGCUCAAAGGUUAUCAAGGUUGCCUCAUUGGAAGAAUGGUCGUAAUCAUAUUAUAUUCAACUUAUACGCUGGCACCUGGCCUGAUUAUGCUGAGAAUGCAUUAGGUUUUGACCCAGGUGAAGCAAUUUUGGCAAGAGCAAGUGCCUCAGAAACUAUUUUUCGUGAUGGCUUUGACAUAUCUUUGCCUUUGUUUCAUAAAGAGCACCCCGAGAGAGGUGGUGCUGCACCUGCUGCAACUGCUAAUCCCUUUCCAGCACCAAAGAGACAUUUGCUAGCAUUUAAAGGAAAACGAUAUGUGCAUGGUAUUGGAAGUGAGACAAGGAACUCAUUAUGGCAUCUACAUGAUGGUAACAACCUUAUAUUGGUAACAACAUGUCGACAUGGAAAGUCCUGGAAAGACCUGAGGGAUGAGAGGUGUGAUGAAGACAACAGAGAAUAUGACAAAUUUGAUUAUGAGCAGUUGUUAGCAAAUUCAACAUUCUGCUUAGUUGCGAGGGGGCGGCGCCUCGGGUCUUACCGAUUCUUAGAGGCGCUGGCCGCUGGCUGUGUUCCUGUAUUAUUAAGUAAUGGUUGGAGGUUACCAUUUGAUGAACGUAUUGAUUGGCGACGCGCUGUAAUAUGGGCUGAUGAGCGUCUUUUGCUACAGGUGCCAGAGCUUGUGCGUUCAGUUCCUCCUGAACGUAUACUUGCUUUGCGACAGCAAACGCAAUUAUUAUGGCAACAGUACUUUUCUUCUAUUGAGAAAAUAGUUUUUACAACCGUAGAGCUGUUAUUUGAGCGGAUUUUAGCGCAUCGAUCUUCGAGACAACGCGAGGCACUUAUUUGGAAUGCGUCACCUGGCGCUCUGGGCAUUCUGGCCACGUACGGGGAUUCCCGGGCACAUUAUCCUAUAGCAGUAGCAGUGCCCGUGGCUCCCCCCGCGCCCGCGCCUCCGCCCAUCCCCCUGCCUGUACCGUCCGUACCAUCCACGUCACCGCCCCCAACGCCUGGAAACACUUAUACUGCCCUGUUGUAUGUCCAAACAACAUCACCCGCGUUGCAUAAACUACUCGCUAACAUAGCUAGCAGUGAAUACUGCGAAAAGGUAGUGUUGGUGUGGGACAGUGAACGCGCGGCCCCGACUCUCAAGUCGCUAGCGCGCAUGGCGGGCGAUGAACGUGAGCCGCUACCGGUGGUCGUUAUCGAUGCCACCACUCAUUACCCCGGUGAAGGUGUAUCGGCGAGAUGGCAGCCGUUGUGGGCCGUCCCCACGGCAGCGGUCUUCUCAUUAGACGGAGACGCGCCGCUGUUGGCUGAGGAGUUAGACUUCGCCUUCCGCGUGUGGCAGCACUUCCCAGAGCGCAUAGUGGGCUACCCAGCUAGAAGUCAUUACUGGGAUGAGGCCAAGGGUGCAUGGGGCUAUAGCAGUAGAUGGGGCGGUGCGUAUUCCAUGGUGCUGCCGGGCGCAGCGCUGGUGCACCGCGCGGCGCUCGCGCUGUACGGUGCCGGCGCGCCCGCGCUGCGCCUGGCCGUGCGGCGCGCGCGCAACUGCGAGGACAUCCUGCUCAACUGCCUCGUCGCGCACCUCACGCGCCGCCCGCCGCUCAAGCUGGCGCAGCGACGACGUUACAAGCCUCCGCACCACAGAUACAGCAGGUCAUCGUGGAGCGACCCGGAGCACUUCGUGCAGCGGCAGUCCUGUCUGAACACGUUCGCGACGGCGUGGGGUUACAUGCCGCUGCUGCGCUCCGUGCUGCGUCUCGACCCCAUACUGUUCAAGGAUCCCGUCUCCACGCUCAGGAAGAAAUACAGGAAGAUGGAGCUAGUCACCUACUAGACGUAGAUCUUUGUGUUUUUAGUCAACAUCUUAGAUGGGUUUCUGUUCAUAAAUAUUCUAGUAUAUAUGAAUAGUUGAAAAAUGAAAUGUCACAUCAAUCGAUGGAUAUAAAUGAGAGAAAACUGUGAUUAACUUUAUUCAUAAUAAUUAAAGUUAAUUACAUUUAUCUUUUUACAAUCUGACAUAACAUUUAUGUAGAAUAUUUAAGUGACAUAGAUCAAACUACAGUUAUAGCGGUUAUUUACUUAAAAAUCUGCACCAUUAUUGUAGUAGUACGAAAUAUAUUGUUUACACAAUUGUUGUUAAAAUAAUACUUUUUACAUCCUCACCCAUCCUCAACAGUACUGUCAAGUCUUAUUGCUACCCUUGUUCGAGAAACAUUCUACUUUCUUGUCAAUUCCUACGAAAGUCUGGAACUGUCGCUCUGAGAUCCUCUUAGUAAAGAUUUAUCUUAUCAAAUCUAACCGCCCGAGAGAGGACAGACCGUCAGGUAUCUUCUGCAUCACCUCGAUGGCUGGUACUCUUUAAAAGCGCAGUGUAGUUUCUAAGCCAGUACGACUUAGGAUCCUUUAAGAAGCGAGCGUUGCUUUUUGUCAUAGUCGGCAACAUAUCUGCAGAUUCUCUUGUGGUGCAGAUGUCCAUUAGCGGUAGUGAUCACUUUAGAUUUAUCGCUCCGCGUUUGUCCUCUGGUUUUAUUUAAAAAAAACUACCGGACUCGCUUUUUUUUUUAAUGGUUGCCAUUGUUUGCCUUGAGGAGGCAUUUACAGCUUCACCGCGCUUGUGGUGGCUGAGCGCCGAUGGCACUUAGCCUAAACCUCGUUUAAGAGACCGGACUCGCUAGACCCAGACUUCUGAGUACGUCAUUUCCAGGAACUAAGAAAGAAAUUAAACACUUCAUUUGGUGUUUGUGUUUAACUAAUUACUUGGACGACGUAGGUCUUAGUAAAAACCACUUAGUAAAAAGCAAAAGUACGUACAAACGCGUAUAAAAGUGCAUUCACCUCCUUACUUAUCGGUUAUUAAACAUGUUCUAAAAUAAAUCGGUAUUAAAUUAAUAGGAACACUUUGGCAUACCAGAAGGGGUCAUCUAACUGCAUCGGAUUGGUAAAUGUUGCAUAAGUAGAACGCAAGCUGACAUAACGAAAACUUCGCAAUCAGCUGGUCGGCCUUGGCCCUAAUGGUCGCGGUGGCGGUGGGCCGCCGGGCGCCGCAGCGGCAAGCACGCUUCGCACUAGCAGCUCGCAGUGUUAUCGGUGCAGUCAAACCUAUUGCUUGCAGUGCACCACGCCGGCUUUAACUACUCUGUGACUUAAAACAUCGAUCAGUGCGUAUCUGGCAUAUUCAAAAUAACUGAAAUGUAUUUUGUAUAAAAAAUAAAGUGGAGUCUCACUGUGACUGUACUCUGCUGAGUAUGUUGAAUAUUCAUAAGAAUGUAUUGUUUCGGUCCCAUCGCGCAAGGUGCUUAGAAUAACUUGAAUAAAAAGGCUGCAAAAAGUGUAACUUCCUGCUAAGAAAACAAGAGUACGUGAUAAGGAUAAAAAUUAGAAUCUGACCACUGUUUUUAAAAGUUUACUUUUAUUCAUUAUUUAAAAAAAUAACGAAUAAGAUAUUUCCGUCACCUCUGGUAAACUUGGAGUAAACUGAAAAGAUCGAUGUGAGUAAAAUUAUGUCGCAAAAGUUAUAUAUAUUUGUCGUUGGCGCCAUUGUGAUCGCUGUGGCAGCACUCCCGGCCGCCGCGCAACCACCAACAGCCGAUGGGUCCAUAAGCAAAGAUCGUGCCUUAAGAUAUGUUACAUUGAAGGCUGGAAAAAAUGUAGCAACCACUCCACAACGAGGAUUUUUUGGUACAAUAUUCAAUCUUAUUUUGGAGCAAAUCAAUGAUACUAAAAGUGCGUACAGUCAAAUUUCGGGAUUAGUCAACAACCAAUUUGCUGAUAAUGAUGAUAAAUCAAAGCCCAAUGCUAACAAUGGAACUGCAGAAGCGGGAAAAAUAACAAGAGCAGAAUUUUUGAAAAUACUUGACAGAAAUUUUAAAGGAUUAGCACGACUUCGAAAUCUUGAAUGGCGUGAAGCGAGAAAGGAUUCAUGGGCAAAUCUCGUGGAGUACAAAAAUGAAAUAUUCUCUGGAAAAAAACCAAGAAAUAGAAGAUAACAACGACGUAAAAAUCAUUUUUUUU
Papilio xuthus (Asian swallowtail) is the source of this 4888-nucleotide messenger RNA. RefSeq names its product exostosin glycosyltransferase 1 ttv (gene ttv). Lineage: Eukaryota; Metazoa; Arthropoda; Insecta; Lepidoptera; Papilionidae. The transcript has 16 exons. Gene Ontology annotation, molecular function: glycosyltransferase activity. Gene Ontology annotation, cellular component: membrane. The record is from RefSeq and is a predicted model, not a curated record. Bases 450 to 2711 code for a protein of 753 amino acids.